Camellia sinensis is the source of this 1876-nucleotide messenger RNA. The record is from RefSeq and is a predicted model, not a curated record. Lineage: Eukaryota; Viridiplantae; Streptophyta; Magnoliopsida; Ericales; Theaceae.
AAAAUGCGACUGUUUCCAAUUUCUUGAAAGCAUUGCCUCCCAGUUGCUCCCUUCUGGUAAUGGACAAUUCAGGGAGAAUCUUAAUGCAGAGACAGGGGACUUCCCAGGAAGGCUCUACAAGAAAAGCCCUCAAAUCUUCUCUCUCCUCUGCCUUAAAUCACAGUAACUCCCAACAUUCAACAACCCCUGGUCAGAUCCAAAAAUCAUUGACAAUGCCAUCUUCCUCAAAACCAUCACCACUAAAACAGGUUGAAAUUUCAAGAAGGCGCAGUCUUAAAAAGGCAUUGCAGCUUCCAGACUUGAUGACACACAAAUUGUUCCAGAGACUGGCCAUCCUGGAAAUAAAGGGCUCGGGGAGGCGAUUCACAUCGGAGGAACUUUGUUAUGCAACAAACAAUUUCAGCCCUGAAAUGGUGAUCGGAGAGGGCGAGAAUAGCAAGGUGUACCUUGGCAGGCUUGACGAUGGUCAGCCUGCAGCGGUGAAAGUCCUAAAGAACAAGGAUUCAUCGACAGAGGACCUUUUUUGUGAAGUUGAAACUUCGAGUUGUUUGAAACAUGAGAACAUUGUUCAGCUUAUUGGGUAUUGUUACAGCAAUGGUAUGCAUGCAAUCGUGUAUAAUUUGCUGAAGGAAAACGUGAAUCAGAGACUGAAACAGCUUAGAUGGAGUGAGAGGGUGAAGAUAGCAAUUGGUGUAGCAAAGGCACUGGAGUACCUCCACUCUCGAUCCCCUCCGAUCAUUCACAGAGAUGUGAAAUCAUCAAACAUUUUGCUCUCUGAGAAUUGCCAACCACAAUUGUCUGAUUUUGGAGCAGCAAUAGUACAACAACAAACACAGCAAGUUUCAAGGUAUACGAAGCCGUGCGUUGUUGGGACGUUCGGAUACUUGGCACCAGAGUACAUGAUGUAAGGCAGAGUUGAUGAAAAAAAAGAUGUUUAUUCUUAUGGGGUUGUGCUUCUUGAGCUCAUCACUGGUAAAGAGGCUAUUCGGACCAACCAAACAUCUACUCACGAAAGCUUAGUACUCUGGGUAUUGCAAGAACAGGACAUUGACUUAAUUUAUGGGCAAGGUCAUUACUCGGCUGUGGACUCUGUGAACGCUUAAUUGAUCCAUACCUGAAAGAAGACUACGACAAGGAUGAGAUGAAAAGGAUGAUGAUCGCAGCUCUCCUCUGCCUCUUGCAUUCUUCUUCUAGAAGACCAACCAUGAAAACAGUAUACCAUUUUCAUUCUUUCAAGCUAAUUAUGCACACCCACAAUGAAACUUCAAAGUAAAAGGUUCAUAGUGUUGUUUGUAUUUGGCAGAUCCUGCAUCUGUUUGAGGAGCCAGAGCACUGGCUAAAGAUGCAGAGAAAGAGAGAGGAGCUCUUUAAUGGAAUUGAGAUUAGUUCCAAAGCCGAAACAGGCAUGCGUAGAUACGAUGAUUCGGAUUCUAAUUGAUCUUGUCUCAAGUUUAGGUCUUGAGUUCGGAGCUGAAGUUUCAGUCUGAGCAGUGAAUGUUUGUCAUUUUGGCAUCAUUGUGAACUAAUGGUUUAUAUAUUGUCUACCUAUUAUCUAAUGUUACAUCUAAGCUAAAAUCCAACUAAAUAUUUUAUCCGUUAACGGGUAAACAAAAUUUAAACGUUUGAUUUUGUUGGCUUUUUUGGUUAUAAAAAUUGCUGAGGCGACACAAUUCAGGAGUUCAGAGGUCUGGGUGUCUAAGCCACUUGAAUGGCCUGCCAAGAAGUUUGGUGUGUUUCUAGCUAAAACUAGUACUAGUUUUAUUGCAUACAUAGGAUUAUCUUCAUUAGAGGAAAAACCCUUGUAUAAAGCUUCUGAAAUUAUAUGUAACCAUUUUAUUGCUCUUUGUAUUUAAUUUGGCCUGCUAGCAAAAAAAUG